AUGAAGUUGCGUAGAGUGGCAGGGACCGCUGUCGGCUGGUGCGCCGUAUGGUUAGCAGCGGUAGCGGUAGAGGCCGCCUUCGUGCCUACGGAUGUGCAGUUCAGGGAACCGACGAACCUAAUUUCUCCGAAAAAUCCGUCGCGCAUGUGUCAAACCUUGUGCGGCCGAUGUAACUGCGGUGGCCAGCUUCUAAGUGAAACCGUGUGCCAGUGUACCUGUGAUAAUUUGAUGGAAAAUGAGGAAGUCCGCAGCUGCACUGCACGGAUGCAGUUCCUAUGUAACCAGAUGGAUGUGCAGUGUGACAUCAAACCAUCAGUAAAUGAGACCACUCUGCGUGUACCGCGUGGAUCUGAUGAAGGUUACGAAGAUGUUAACUACAAUUACGGAUACGAAGGAGACUACGGGUAUCAUGAAGAGGAACCGGAGGAUGAGGGGCAUCACAAGAAGAAGUGGAAACACAAGCACAAGGGCAAACAUAAGCAUAAGCACAAGAAACAGAAAUACUCCAAGUUCCGCAUAGUCAUUAAAGGUAAGGUCCCCAAUUUAUGCGAUCACGGAGAAGGCGAAUCACACGGAGGGCACGAGGAGCAUGAAGAAUAUCGUGCGGCACCGCUGGAGCACGGUCCCGUGUACGGACCGCACCCUCCGCCAGACAUCCCUCCGUGGAUGAAGCCAAAGAAACCAACCAAACCGAAAAACUUCCGGAGACCGCAACCUUUCGGUCGUCAACGAAUUAACGCGCAACCGAGACCACAGCAUCUUCCUGGUCCGAUAGAUGAGCCACCACCACAAGAUUUACCUUCAGAUCCUGAGCUCCAUCCUGACCAUCCAUCAGGUCCACCAGAGCCACCACCGGAGUUACCUUCUAACCGGGACUCAGAAGAAUCACAAGAUCCACCUCCGGAAGCGUUUCCGGAAGUUCCAGAGAUGCAUUUUCAUCCGCCACCGCGACGCAUCGAGACGUCAAGAAGUUUUGAGAAACCAGCCUACUCGGAUUGUCAUUUUGGGCGCCAUGAUUCUCCGCAGCAACCGCGCUACUAUCAACCGCCGCCACCUCCACCACCACCACCACCACCCUCAUAUCAUGGUUCCUACACCCGAGCCCAUUUCUACGACCUACCAAGUCAUCAUCAUUCAUCGUUCAGUUACUACGCACCACAGGAAGAGUACAAACCUGCUCGAAAGCAUCUCGUAGGAAGCCCUGAACCAUCCUACUACCACGACGAGCACUCUAAUCAUGAUGCUGAUGGUCAUUAUCAUCAUCAUCAUCAUCAUAGUGAUCAUGGUUACGCUAGUCAUCAUUAUUAUCACGAGAUCGAUCCGUUCGCCGAGAAUGAUCCGAAUGAUUGGGCUUCCUCAUCGGCACCGGAUCGUGAUCUGUUCACGUUCAACCAGCUCGUCAGCCGUCAGAUCUGGUUGAACCAACGGGCCGAGCUGUACGCGACGGAUCCGUUCCAGCCCACUCCACGGCCACUGCGGGAUGAGUUUGAGGCUCCAUCGGAGGGUAACGGUCCGGGAGAGUACGAAAACGAUGGACCAGUGGAGAAGGAACCUUCCCCUCUUCAUCCACCGGAGGAUGCGUUCAUAUAUCCCGUACCACCACCGGCCAGUCCGGUCGAGAAUCCAACCGCAGAGCAUCGCCCGCUCACUUAUGAUGUGGCGGAGGUGAUGGUUUAUCCGACGGUCACACCGCCACCGCACUAUCUGAAGGUACAGGCGGCCAAAGGAUUCGAUCCGCUUCCCGGGCGCGAUCCAUUCAACCCUUAUGCUCCCUAUGAUGGGCACUACGAUUCCUAUCUGAGACCGUACCGGAGUAGAUCUCGUUAG
Anopheles aquasalis is the source of this 1827-nucleotide messenger RNA. RefSeq lists its product as uncharacterized. NCBI's taxonomy places the organism in Eukaryota, Metazoa, Arthropoda, Insecta, Diptera, Culicidae. The record is from RefSeq and is a predicted model, not a curated record.